AUGUUACUGUGCUGACAUUUGUUUUUAAAAAGCUGUCGAUAUUCAACCAGCAUGCCUUGGACUUUAUUGUGGAAAGACGCUAUUAUUUAAAAAUGGCUCAACUGAAAUAUAUGGAGAAUGUGGGGUGUGCCCAAGAGGACAGAGAACAAAUGCACAGAAAUACUGUCAGCCUUGCACAGAGUCUCCAGAGCUUUAUGACUGGCUGUAUCUUGGAUUUAUGGCUAUGCUUCCACUUGUUUUGCAUUGGUUCUUCAUUGAAUGGUACUCAGGGAAAAAGAGUUCCAGUGCACUUUUCCAGCACAUCACUGCAUUAUUUGAGUGUAGCAUGGCAGCUAUUGUCACCUUACUCGUGAGUGAUCCAGUUGGUGUUCUUCAUAUCCGUUCAUGUCGAGUAAUGAUGCUUUCUGAUUGGUACACGAUGCUUUAUAACCCAAGUCCAGAUUAUAUUACCACAGUGCACUGUACUCAUGAAGCUGUCUACCCAUUAUACACCAUUGUAUUUAUCUAUUAUGCAUUUUGCUUGGUAUUGAUGAUGCUGCUCCGACCUCUUCUGGUAAAGAAGAUUGCUUGUGGGUUAGGGAAGUCUGAUCGAUUUAAAAGUAUUUAUGCUGCACUUUACUUCUUCCCAAUUUUAACUGUGCUUCAGGCAGUUGGUGGAGGCCUUUUAUAUUAUGCCUUCCCAUACAUUAUAUUAGUGUUAUCUCUAGUUACUCUGGCUGUGUACAUGUCGGCUUCUGAAAUAGAGAACUGCUAUGAUCUUCUGGUCAGAAAGAAAAGACUUAUUGUUCUCUUCAGCCACUGGUUACUUCAUGCCUAUGGGAUAAUUUCCAUUUCCAGAGUGGAUAAACUAGAGCAAGAUUUACCUCUUUUGGCUUUGGUACCUACACCAGCCCUUUUUUACUUGUUCACUGCAAAAUUUACCGAACCUUCUCGGAUACUCUCGGAGGGAGCCAAUGGACACUGAAUGUAAAAUGCCAAAAAAAAAAAAAUCUAAGGACUAUUCUUAGUGAAAAAGUAAAGAAAAAAAAAUUAUCACACACACAGGAACAAGAUUGUCAGUAUAUCUUAAUGGUUUUUUGACUUAACAGACUGUGGUUAGACUUACAAAAUACGAAAUACCAUAAUACUCUGUUACA
Orycteropus afer afer is the source of this 1136-nucleotide messenger RNA. It is a transcript of the gene JKAMP, whose product is annotated as JNK1/MAPK8 associated membrane protein. Gene Ontology annotation, molecular function: ubiquitin protein ligase binding. The record is from RefSeq and is a predicted model, not a curated record. Gene Ontology annotation, biological process: response to unfolded protein. Gene Ontology annotation, cellular component: membrane. NCBI's taxonomy places the organism in Eukaryota, Metazoa, Chordata, Mammalia, Tubulidentata, Orycteropodidae.